Chlorocebus sabaeus (green monkey) is the source of this 3267-nucleotide messenger RNA. It is a transcript of the gene SCLT1, whose product is annotated as sodium channel and clathrin linker 1. Lineage: Eukaryota; Metazoa; Chordata; Mammalia; Primates; Cercopithecidae. Gene Ontology annotation, biological process: clustering of voltage-gated sodium channels; cilium assembly. The record is from RefSeq and is a predicted model, not a curated record. Gene Ontology annotation, cellular component: centriole.
GUGGUGAAAACUCCAAACUAAAAUUGUAUCGAAAUGGCAACAGAAAUCGACUUUCUGAGAGAGUAAAAUCAAAGACUAAGUGAAGAUUUUAGGCGGUAUCAAAUGGAAAAUUUUUCUAAAUAUUCAUCUGUACAGUGCACCGAUUUUGACAACCACCCUUUCUAGCAGUUUAAAGGCUAGAGAAGUUCCAGAAUACUAUUGGAAAAUAGACACAUUGAAGAAUGUAAGAACAAUUUCAGUUCACCUGCAUCACUCCUGCCCCAAGAUGGCACAGCUCGGUUCCAAGAGAGACUCCCGCUACCUGUGAUUCUUCCCACAGAGGGAAGUGAGAGCAUAGUUUUGCUCCUGGUGUCUUCCAGCUAACAAAUGUAAUUUGAGCAAAAACGUAUGGCAGGCGCUGCUUGAGAAAUUUGCAAACAAAACAGACAAAAAUUUCUGCAUUUGUGAAGUUAAGAAAGCAUUGUCUAACUCAAGAAAGCUGUCUGCCAAGGAGAAGGAGACGACACAUUUGAAAACCUCGUGUUUGACCAAAGCUUUUUAGCUCCUCUUAUAACUGAGUAUGAUAAACAUCUAGGAGAACUAAAUGGGCAGAUGAAAUAUUAUCAGAAACAGGUGGGUGAGAUGAAACUACAGCUUGAAAAUGUCAUCAAGGAAAAUGAAAGGUUGCACAGUGAAUUAAAAGAUGCUGUUGAAAAAAAAUUGGAGGCCUUUCCCCUUGGCACAGAGAUAGGAACUGAUACAUAUGCAAAUGAUGAAACAGUCAGAAACCUUCAAGAACAAUUGCAGCUAGCCAAUGAAGAAAAAACUCAGGCUGUGGAACUCUGGCAGACUGUUUCUCAGGAGUUGGACAGACUACACAAGCUUUACCAGGAACAUAUGACCGAGGCCCAAAUUCAUGUAUUUGAAAGUCAAAAACAAAAGGAUCAGCUUUUUGAUUUUCAACAACUGACCCAGCAACUUCAUGUUACUAAUGAGAACAUGGAAAUGACUAAUCAACAGUUUCUGAAAACAGUAACUGAACAAAGUGUGAUGAUCGAACAACUCCGAAAAAAACUUAGGCAAGCCAAAUUAGAGCUGAGAGUUGCUGUAGCAAAAGUGGAAGAGUUAACUAACGCGACUGAAGAUCUGCAGGGACAGAUGAAAAAGAAGGAGAAGGAUGUGGUGUCUGCCCAUGGAAGAGAGGAAGCAUCAGAUAGGCGCUUACAGCAGUUACAGUCCAGUAUAAAACAAUUAGAAAUAAGAUUAUGUGUGACAAUCCAAGAAGCCAACCAAUUAAGAACAGAAAAUACACAUCUGGAAAAACAGACCAGAGAGCUACAAGCAAAGUGCAAUGAAUUAGAAAAAGAGCGAUAUGAGGCUAUUGUAAGAGCCAGAAAUAGCAUGCAACUCUUAGAAGAAGCUAACCUUCAAAAAAGUCAGGCUCUACUUGAGGAGAAGCAAAAAGAAGAAGACAUAGAGAAAAUGAAAGAGACAGUUUCUCGGUUUGUACAAGAUGCUACCGUAAGAACCAAGAAGGAAGUUGCAAACACAAAAAAACAAUGCAAUAUACAAAUUUCUCGAUUAACAGAAGAACUUUCAGCCCUUCAAAUGGAGUGUGCUGAAAAACAAGGCCAAAUUGAACGAGUCAUUAAGGAAAAAAAAGCAGUGGAAGAAGAACUAGAAAAGAUUUACCGUGAAGGCAGAGGAAAUGAAAGUGAUUACAGAAAACUGGAAGAAAUGCACCAAAGAUUCCUGGUUUCAGAGCGUUCAAAAGAUGAUCUUCAGAUAAGGCUGACGAGAGCAGAAAAUAGAAUAAAACAACUUGAAAUUGACUCCUCAGAAGAGAUAUCACGUUACCAAGAAAUGAUUCAGAAAAUUCAAAAUGUGUUGGAGUCUGAGAGAGAGAACUGUGGGCUUGUCAGUGAACAAAGGCUAAAACUUCAGCAAGAAAAUAAACAGUUACGGAAAGAGACUGAGAGUUUAAGGAAGAUUGCCCUGGAGGCUCAAAAAAAAGCCAAAUUAAAGAUCAGUACAAUGGAACAUGAAUUUUCAGUAAAGGAACGUGGGUUUGAAGUUCAAUUGAGAGAGAUGGAAGACAGUAAUAGAAAUUCCAUUGUUGAACUGAGGCAUCUCCUAGAGACUCAACAGAAGGCAGCCAAUAGGUGGAAAGAAGAAACGAAGAAACUUACUGAAAGUGCAGAAAUUAGAAUCAAUAAUCUAAAGAGUGAGCUGAGUCGACAGAAACUUCAUACCCAAGAGCUGCUUUCUCAGCUGGAAAUGGCAAAUAAAAAGGUAGUUGAGAAUGAAAAGCUAAUUCUAGAGCAUCGAGAAAAAGCCAACAGACUUCAAAGGCGUCUAAGUCAGGCAGAAGAGAGAGCUGCUUCAGCUUCCCAGCAGCAUAACUUGGAACAUUUGAAAGCUUUUCAACCUAAAUGUGGGGAAAAAACAGGUAAGGCAUUAUUUUUGCACAAAACUAGCAUUCCUAAUAGUGCAAAUGAAUCUGAUACCUCUUAAAAUGGUGAGAGGUGAUACUAUUAAUUUAGAUUUUCUUUCUAUGGCUUGACAAAUUAUCCCUCUAUAAAUUCUACUCUCACCCAGAGCUGUUGCUGUAGUCAAAAGAUAACUGUAGAUAAAGUCCAACCUUCUCCUGUAUCCAGCAAAAGGUUUUUGCUCAUAUGCAAAAAAAAUCUAAUUUUUAAAUUAUGCUACAAGUGAAUAUACAACUUGGAUUCAUAAGAACCUUCUAUUAUCUGUAGCAACAAGCUGAUCUGGACAGCAGUCUUUCAAAAUGAGCCCCAUAGCUCAAAAAUAGUCAGUCAGUCUAAAAACCUGCGUCAUUCUUUCCCCUCCCCUGAAUUAGCUACUAAAAUGACUUCAAAAGUUAAGACUUGGUUUGAAAAUGUCAUACAUACAAUAGGGAUGCAUCAGAUCUACUAUUUGAUCAUCUGAUAAAACUUGCAUAGCAAGAUGGAAUUCAAUAAGCCUUUUUUGUUGUUGACAAUCAUCUGGAAGACUUGAAAGUUAACCGCAGAACUCAAAGCAUUAUUCAUUAAGUAUCAUAAUGUCCCUGCCAUAUGGAAACAGAUGUAUAAAUGAAUCAGGAAUCUGAAUACUGGUAUUAACAAACUAAAGAGAAUUUAGGGGAAGUCGGGCUUGUUCCAAAGGCCCAUAAUUCUGUAUCUCAUUGCUAUUUAAACUUUCCUUCCUUAAGUUUGAUUCACAACCACAUUGAAUUCCAAAGAAAAUUAACAGGACCUAAACACUAUCCACUGUCUUAAUACAUAUGCA